CAAUUUUUUGGCGAGACGAGAAAAUUGGCGAUGUUGUUGCAGGCAGGCAGUAUUUUGCGCAUUCUUGUUCUGCAAAUUAAAUGAUUUAAGAUAAAAAAGGAUUCUCAUCAUCAAAAUAAAGUUCGGUUAAAAUUUAUCCUUGUUUUCCUAAGUGAAUUCCAAAGAUUCAUUAAACUGGGAGAGUUCCAUGUCUGCUGCAAACUCCAACAUGUCUGCCACUGAUGAGUAUGAGGAGCCUGCUCCUGCACCUACCUACAAUUGCAAGCGGUGUAAAAAGACCUUCUCAUGCAAAAGGGAUCAGCUGCUGCACAAAAAGGAGGUACAUUUUCAAUCUAAAUCAUCCUAUGAAUGCAAAUUGUGCUCCAAGUACUUUUGCAAUGGUGGCAAUUUAGAGCGCCAUAUGAAGGUUCAUAACGACGUUCGGCCUUUUGUCUGCCACAUUUGUCAAAAAGCAUUUGCUCAAGCAGUUAACUUACAACGUCAUUUCUCAGUGCACAAUGGAGAACGACCGUAUCAAUGCAGUUUUUGUACCAAAUCAUUUACUCAACAGAGUAACAUGCAUCGCCAUCAACUAACUCAUACUGGUGAGAAACCAUUCCGUUGCAAGCGCUGUGGUCGCUAUUUUUCCCAGCGUGUAAAUCUUAAAAAACAUAUAAUGGGCCACCUUAAUGCGAAACCUUACGCAUGUGCCAUUUGUCAGAAAGCCUUUAUACAACUAAGUAACUUCAAAAAGCAUCUGCAGUCCCAUGUUAAAGAAGGAGUUGAAGUAGAUGUGGCCGCUACUGUUGCUGCUGCAACUGCAGCAGCGCGUCAAAAUAUUGCGCUCGCAUCCCAACCAGUGGCUUUUGAAUGUGCAAUUUGCCGGAGCAUUUAUGAUAAUUUUGCUGACUUUGAAAUGCAUGAAAGUGCAUGCACUGGAGCCGUACAACCAAAGGUGGACCCUCUAGACACAAAUACUUCUGUUGACGACAUGUAUUCUCCAAUAAAGUUCGAGGUUGCUCAUCUGGACACUCAUGAGAUAAUUAUUGAGACCACCCGAUAAAUCUACAGAAUAAAAACAGGGAAAUGUUUAGCUAUUUGUACAACGAUUUAGGUGUGGGGGCGGAGGGGGAGGUGGUGUGGGCCCCACAAAUCCCCCCGAAACGAAAGAGGAUUAACGCCGCUUUAUGACGCCGCCCCAGUGAUGUAACCUUGGGAAAGGAUGAGGUAACUAGAAUUCCCUUUCUGUGUGGUAAAUCUGGGGCUGCC
Molecule: messenger RNA, 1248 nt
Organism: Rhagoletis pomonella (apple maggot)
Lineage: Eukaryota; Metazoa; Arthropoda; Insecta; Diptera; Tephritidae
Product: zinc finger protein 239
Exons: 4
Coding region: 188-1042 (284 amino acids)
Biological process (GO): regulation of transcription by RNA polymerase II
Cellular component (GO): nucleus
Molecular function (GO): DNA-binding transcription factor activity, RNA polymerase II-specific; RNA polymerase II cis-regulatory region sequence-specific DNA binding
Source: RefSeq, a predicted model, not a curated record